This is a messenger RNA of Magnusiomyces paraingens, 651 nucleotides long. RefSeq lists its product as uncharacterized. The record is from RefSeq and is a predicted model, not a curated record. The transcript has a single exon. Bases 1 to 651 code for a protein of 216 amino acids. Gene Ontology annotation, biological process: protein import into mitochondrial matrix. Lineage: Eukaryota; Fungi; Ascomycota; Dipodascomycetes; Dipodascales; Dipodascaceae. Gene Ontology annotation, cellular component: mitochondrial inner membrane; TIM23 mitochondrial import inner membrane translocase complex. Gene Ontology annotation, molecular function: transmembrane protein transporter activity.
AUGGGCUGGUUCUUUGGAAAUAAUAAUAAUAAUAAUAGCAAUGAAACCUCGGCACAAGUCUCUAGUAUAGAGCCUGCUAAAUCAGAAUAUUCACUUGGAUUUGAUCCGUCUACUGUUAAUGUCUCAUCGAUUCUUUCAAGUCCUAUUGAUUCUACGAAGCUUCACCCGUUAGCCGGUUUAGACCGUGGACUCGAAUAUCUCAAUAUUGAGGAUGAUGCUCUUUCUUCCCUACCAGGUUCACAGGGUAUCAUUCCUAUUAAAGGUUGGACGGAUGACCUUUGUUACGGUACAGGUACCGUUUAUCUAUUGGGCCUUGGUGUCGGUGGUGCUUACGGUUUAAUCGAAGGUCUUAGAAAGACACCUGCUGACGCUUCAUUUAAAUUAAGACUGAAUGGUAUUCUUAACGCUGUGACGCGACGUGGACCUUUCUUAGGUAAUUCUGCUGGUGUUCUUACUUUGAUUUACAAUCUCAUCAAUGCUUCUAUUGAUAAAUACAGAGGGAAACAUGAUGAUUGGAAUUCUCUUGCAUCUGGUGCAAUUGCUGGAGCAAUGUUUAAAUGUACAAAAGGCCCGAAGCCUAUGCUUAUUGCUUCUGGUUUAAUGGCUGGAGCUGCUGGUGCUUGGUGUGCGAUAAAACGUGCUAUUUUUUAA